This is a messenger RNA of Talpa occidentalis (Iberian mole), 1494 nucleotides long. It is a transcript of the gene FGF23, whose product is annotated as fibroblast growth factor 23. Bases 1 to 741 code for a protein of 246 amino acids. Gene Ontology annotation, cellular component: cytoplasm. Gene Ontology annotation, molecular function: type 1 fibroblast growth factor receptor binding; growth factor activity. Gene Ontology annotation, biological process: regulation of cell migration; fibroblast growth factor receptor signaling pathway; positive regulation of gene expression. The record is from RefSeq and is a predicted model, not a curated record. Lineage: Eukaryota; Metazoa; Chordata; Mammalia; Eulipotyphla; Talpidae. The transcript has 3 exons.
AUGUGGGGGGCCCGCCUGGGGCUCCUGGUCUGCCUCCUAUGCUGUGCAGCCAGAGCCUAUCCCAACGCUUCCCCGCUGCUGGGCUCCAGCUCCGGAGACCUGACCCACCUGUACACGGCCACAGCCAGGAACAGCUACCACCUGCAGAUCCACAAGGAUGGCCACGUGGAUGGCACACCCCACCAGACCAUCUACAGUGCCCUGAUGAUCAGAUCGGAGGACGCCGGCUUUGUGGUGAUCAUAGGCGUGAUGAGCAGAAGGUAUCUCUGCAUGGACCUCAGAGGCCACAUUUUUGGAUCUCAUCACUUCAGCCCGGAGAGCUGCAGGUUCCACCAGCGGAGGCUGGAAAACGGCUAUGACGUCUACCACUCCCCGCAGCACCGCUUCCUCGUCAGCCUGGGCCGGCCCAAGAGGGCCUUCCUGCCAGGCACCAACCCCCCACCUUACUCCCAGUUCCUGUCUCGCAAGAACGAGAUCCCCCUCCUGCACUUCAACACCCCCAGGCCCCGGCGCCACACCCGCAGCGCCGAGGACAACUCGGAGCUGGACCCGCUGAAUGUGCUGAAGCCCCGGCCCCGGAUGACCCCCGCGCCCGCCUCCUGCUCCCAGGAGCUCCCGAGCGCGGAAGACAACAGCCUGGUGGCCAGUGACCCCUUGGGGGUGGUCAGAGGCAACAGGGUGAACACACAUGCUGGGGGGCUGGGCGUGGAGCGGUGCCGCCCCUUCCCCAGGUUUGUCUAGGCAAACAAGAAAGGGGCUCCUUCUAACCAAUCUUUCCCCAAACUAAACCAGCUUCAAGAGACUGACGCCUUUUACGCUCCAAGGAAGGGGCAGGUGGAGCUGAUGUGUGGAAUUAGCUUCUCUCCAUUCCCAUCCCCAGGAGGUCCCCUGAGAAUCUGACUUUGAGGCCUGAAUAAUGGGUUCCCAGCUUCCUUGCCCCACCUAUGGGUGAGGAUGAAUUAAGAAACCCCAUGGGUAACACAGAAAUUUCCCCUUCACCAAGGAGGAAAGAAGGGGUUGUGGGGUCCCCAGGCCCUCUUACUUGUCCCUAUGCCUCUCCUCAUCCGUUGAGCAUUUAAAGCAAGGCAAGGGUUUAGUGGCUUCACUGCACCCCAGGUUAAGGAUUCACCCCUCCUUGGGUUUCUGUUCUCCGCCUGGCAUUUGAGUUUGGCCUUUGACCUUGUAACCUUGACCUUGGGCAUGGACAGCUGAACUGGGCACAUUGAUGAAAAUCCUAAUCUCAAGUCUUUGGUCCUUCUUGAGUAUCACCGGAGAGUCUCCUAAAAGGUCAGUGGUUGGUGGUCAAAGCUCGACUAAAAUGCCCUGGAGAACAGAAUCGUGGUUAGAACACUCUCCCUUCACGACGCCCCUGCCAUGCUCUCUCCGGUCACGCAGCCAGAGCCGAGGGCCCAGGGUGCCCUGGGUGGCCCCACGUGGCCCCGACAGCCUGUCUCUUUGGCUUUAGGGAAUGGGACCUAAGUUUUUGAUACUGGC